This is a messenger RNA of Ochotona princeps (American pika), 2652 nucleotides long. It is a transcript of the gene ZNF10, whose product is annotated as zinc finger protein 10. Gene Ontology annotation, molecular function: DNA-binding transcription factor activity, RNA polymerase II-specific; RNA polymerase II cis-regulatory region sequence-specific DNA binding. The transcript has 6 exons. Gene Ontology annotation, cellular component: nucleus. Gene Ontology annotation, biological process: regulation of transcription by RNA polymerase II; central nervous system development. Lineage: Eukaryota; Metazoa; Chordata; Mammalia; Lagomorpha; Ochotonidae. Bases 505 to 2277 code for a protein of 590 amino acids. The record is from RefSeq and is a predicted model, not a curated record.
GUGACUAUUCACCAGUCUACAUCAUUAGGACAUCCUGGAAGGCAGGAGGGGAACGCGCUGUUACAGGAUGAGAGGAAACCGGCCUGAGGGCGUCCACAAUAGGUGGGCGAGGUGCUGGAAGGAGACUCAGCAGCGAAUCCCGAGAACCCAAUGAAUUUGGAUAGGAAUAACCCCCUGGGCACCCCCGAGCUGCUUUCCGGGCGUCCCUGGAGCGUCCCCCGGGCUCCCGCACUACACUUCCCAGGAGGCCCUCGGCAGACGCGCCUUCGGACGCCGCAGCUCCCGCGUGGGGCCGUUGCCGUGGCGGCGACGCGCGUGACGUCAGAGCAGCGCCGGCAUUGGGCGUGGGCCUCGGCCGCGAGCGGCUAGCCCCGGCCGGCUGAUCGCGAACCGGGAUCGCUUCGCCCCCCGAACCUUCUGCAGCAACCCAAAUAGGAAGAUGGACUCUGAGCUCUGCGUUGUGACCCAGGAAAGGGUACUGUUCCCUAAAGGUCAAAGUUGAUUAUGUCACUGUGGCCAACACAGGAAGAAAGAACGCUGGAUGUCUUUAGAAAGUGCCUGCAAGGACAAGAAGACAUGGAAGCUGAAUGGCCAACUGACCGGCCCCAGAUACUGGUGACCUUCAAGGAUGUGCUUGUGCGCUUCACCAAGGAGGAGUGGAAGUUGCUGGACACUGUGCAGCAGCUCAUGUACAGGGACGUCAUGUUGGAGAACUACGAGAACCUGCUUUCCUUGGGCCUCCUGCUUCCUAAGCCAGAUGUGAUCCUAAGGCUGGAGAAGGGAGAAGAGCCGUGGCUGGUGGGCAGAGGCUUUCACGGCAGGACGUGCUCAGAUUGUGCUACUGGAGUUGAAAUUAAAUCAGUUUCCAGUAAGAGCAUUUCUAAAGAUGAACAGUCCUAUGACAUUAAAAUGAAAGAAACAGCAAGGAAUGAUCUGUGGUAUUUGUCAUUAGAAGAAGUCUGUACACCUGAAGACCAAGUGGACAGGUAUCAGCAAAAGCAAGAGAGACAUUUGAGGCAGGUGGUAUUCACCCAGAAGAAAUUACUUACUCAGGAGAGAGUCUCUGGAAGUGGUAAAUAUGGAGGAAACUGUCUCCUUCCUGCUCAGCUCGUACUGAGGGAAUAUUUCCAUAGACAUGAUUCGCAUUCUAAAAGUUUACAACAUGAUUUACUUUGUAAUGAUUAUCAGAAAAGCUGUGCAGGUAACAGUAAUAAACGUGAUCAAAACUUCAGUCAAAACUUUCACCUUAUUCAAUAUGCAAGAACUCACACAGAAGACAAAGCCUGCAAGUGUCCUGGUCAGGAUAAUUCUCUUAGUCAUGAUUCAUCUCUUGUGAUAUCAAAGGUCAUACACAGAGAAAAACCAUAUGAAUGUAACGAAUGUGGAAAGUUCUUCAGUUGGCGCUCUAAUCUGACCAGGCACCAGCUCAUUCAUACUGGACAGAAACCCUAUGAAUGUAAAGAAUGUGGGAAAUCUUUCAGCCGUAGCUCUCACCUCAUUGGACAUCAGAAGACUCAUACUGGUGAAGAACCCUAUGAAUGUAAAGAAUGCGGAAAAUCCUUUAGCUGGCUCUCUCACCUCAUUACCCACCAAAGAACUCAUACAGGAGAUAAACUGUACACAUGUAACCAGUGUGGGAAAUCUUUUGUUCAUAGCUCUCGACUUAUUAGACAUCAGAGAACUCAUACUGGAGAGAAACCCUAUGAAUGUUCUGAAUGUGGCAAAUCUUUCAGACAAAGCACACAUCUCAUUCUUCAUCAGAGAACUCAUGUGAGAGUGAGGCCCUAUGAGUGUAAUGAAUGCGGAAAAUCUUACAGCCAGAGGUCUCACCUUGUUGUGCAUUAUAGAAUUCACACUGGACUAAAACCGUUUGAGUGUAAAGACUGUGGGAAAUGUUUUAGUCGAAGCUCUCACCUUUUCUCACAUCAGAGAACCCACACUGGAGAGAAACCUUAUGAAUGUCAUGAUUGUGGGAAAGCCUUCAGCCAGAGUUCUGCCCUUAUUGUUCAUCAGAGAAUUCAUACUGGAGAAAAACCGUAUGAAUGUCAUCAGUGUGGGAAAGCCUUCAUCCGGAAGAAUGACCUCAUUAAGCAUCAGAGAAUUCAUGUUGGAGAAGAGACCUAUAAAUGUAGUCAGUGUGGCAUUAUCUUCAGCGAGAAUUCUCCAUUUAUAGUACAUGAAAUAUCUCAUACUGGAGAGCAGUUCUUAAAGUGCAAUCAGUGUGGGGCAGUGCUUGUUAACAGCGCUCACCUUACUAAACAUCAGACAAACCAUUAACGAAGACCCUAAUAUCACAAAUAAAGAAAACUCAGAGGAAUGAUGUUUUUGUGUUACAGAUAUUCUGGAGAGAAGCUGUACAAAUACGAUCUGUGUGGAAAUGCUUGUUGUUACUGUAGUGCACACUGGAGAAUUUGUCUUGGGGUGGGGAGCUGCACAAACAUUUCAGAAACACUUCAGAUUUUCUAUUUUCAUGAAUAUCUCCUAAAGUAAUUGGGGUGGGAAUGUUCUUAACUAAACUUUUAAGUGCUAAACCUGAGAAGGAAUCAUUAAGUGGAUGUUGAACAAAUGUAACCCAGCUUCAAUACAAUGAGUAAAUGUGUUACUGAAAGGAACAUGUUGCUUAGAAUUAAUAAAUUGGUGCCCAUUACUGCA